Hibiscus syriacus is the source of this 3325-nucleotide messenger RNA. Its product is annotated as serine/threonine-protein kinase Nek5-like. Gene Ontology annotation, cellular component: cortical microtubule. Gene Ontology annotation, biological process: microtubule-based process; protein phosphorylation. The transcript is spliced from 14 exons. Bases 1 to 3108 code for a protein of 1035 amino acids. Gene Ontology annotation, molecular function: protein kinase activity; ATP binding. Lineage: Eukaryota; Viridiplantae; Streptophyta; Magnoliopsida; Malvales; Malvaceae. The record is from RefSeq and is a predicted model, not a curated record.
AUGAAGUCUCGAAUGGAGCAUUACGAGAUCAUGGAACAGAUCGGCCGUGGCGCUUUCGGCGCUGCCAUUAUCGUUUACCACAAAUCCCAAAAAAAGAAAUAUGUAUUGAAGAAGAUCAGAUUGGCGCGGCAAACGGAGCGUUGCAGGAGAUCAGCACAUCAAGAAAUGGCACUAAUAUCGCGAGUUCAGCAUCCUUACAUUGUUGAAUUUAAGGAAGCUUGGGUUGAGAAAGGUUGCUAUGUAUGCAUUGUUACUGGAUACUGUGAAGGUGGAGAUAUGGCUGAAUUGAUGAAAAAAUCAAAUGGGGUCUAUUUCGUCGAGGAGAAACUCUGCAAGUGGUUUGCACAGCUUAUUCUGGCUGUUGAAUAUCUGCAUUCCAAUUUUGUUUUGCAUCGGGACAUAAAGUGUUCCAAUAUUUUUCUUACCAAAGAUCAAGAUGUCCGCCUUGGGGAUUUUGGACUUGCCAAAACUCUAAAGGCAGACGAUUUGGCUUCCUCGGUGGUUGGAACUCCCUAUUACAUGUGUCCUGAACUGCUUGCAGAUAUUCCUUAUGGUUUCAAGUCUGAUAUCUGGUCUCUAGGGUGCUGUAUGUAUGAGAUGGCUGCUCAUCGCCCUGCUUUUAAAGCUUUUGACAUGGCGGGGUUGAUAAGCAAGAUAAAUCGUUCCUCUAUUGGCCCUUUGCCUUCUUGUUACUCUCCAUCCUUGAAAACACUUAUCAGGGGCAUGCUAAGAAAGAAUCCAGAGCAGCGACCAAGUGCAUCAGAGCUUUUGAAGCACCCUUAUUUGCAGCCUUAUGUUGAUCAGUAUCGUCCAUGCUUCAGCUACCCUUCAACAAAUUGCUCCUUGAAGAAGCAUAUUUCCCCUGGUCGUGAAUCUUCUGUUACUAGGAAAAAUAUAGCUGAAAGUCAGAAUACUAAUAGCUCGUGUAGUGAUAAGGAUAGUUUGCUUUCAUGUGACAGAAACGCUGCCACAAUGGCUUCAAAUAGCAAUAGCAAGGCCACUGACACAGAUUCAAUUUCUAAUGAUGAAGGAAGUACUGAGCAGCACCUGCCAAGUGAAGAAGAGAAUAGCCCCAUUGUUUUCACAGUCACAGUUGAUGAAAAAGGAAUGACGAAACCUUCUUAUGCAGAACAGGGAUCAAACGUUCAAUCCAAGCAACCAAAGAUCAUCAAAAGUAUAAUGACGGCUUUGAAAGAAGGGAAAGUAAGAGAAAAUGGUUUCCCAAUGAGAGGCAGCCGUACAAAAACUGCAGGUGGAUCGACUCAAAGAAAUAACGUAGAAGCAUCGCCCAAAGUUCUCAAACCCCCUACUCCCACUCUGGGUUCAAAGUCUAAUGCAGAUACACUAACUGUGGCUUCAGCAAGAUCACCAUUAGAUUCCACAAAAAGGAUACCGAGAUCACAACAUUUGAAGCACCAGUUACCUUUAAUUGAAUCCUUCCCAAAGGCCAAACCUGGAUUUGAAGGGAUUCCUCAUCCUGCACCUGGAAAGCAUGUCGCUGAAGAUGUACUACAUUCCAAGCAAAUGCAAAGGACUCUUUCCGAUGUUGCAAGAAGAUCAUCUAUUACCGGAAGAAUGAAUCAUGCUGAAAGUGAUGUUUCAAACGUGCCAUGUAACGUACCAAAGUUGGGAUUUCAUGAGAUAAACCAGGAGCGUGAGGUUAUUCCUUGUCAGCUGCCCAACGGUUGCCUUAAAAAUGCUUCUAGGGUGGUAAAACCCGAGAUAGCUCUAACGGCAGGUGCCAAGGGGGUUGAAACAGAUAGCAACAAUUCUGCUUCAUCUUCAAUCUCAAUUCAACCAUCUGAGAUGUGUGAUGAUGCGACAACCUCUUUCAUCGAUAUGACAGAAGAGGUGCAUGAUCACGAGAAAAACACCCACACAAAGAGCUUGGAAUCACAUCCACCAUACAGCUCACUUUCGCUGAAAUCAGACACGCCUGAGGUUCUUUUGAGGGAAAACCACGGGUAUGAUCAUAAACCAGUCAUGUGUUCAAGUGAAAAUUCUAGUCCAACCAAGGAUCUUCAUUUUACUUGGGUUGAUGCAAAAAUGAAUCUGAGUGUCCCUAUGGCCCUUCCACGCCCUGUUUCUGAAGAAACAUCUGUUCAUAAAGAUGAUUCCGCUGUAAGCUGGACAUUUAGUAGGGAAGAUGCUCCAUUAAUCCAGACAAAUAGUGUCGAUGAUGCUCCUUUAAGCGAAAUAAAUACUAGGGAUGAUGUCCAUAUAAGCGACCCUAGUUGUAGGAAUGACAACCCAAUUAGGAGGCCGAGAAGCAAUGAUGAUGCCACCAUAAGCAGAUCAAGUAGAAGAGACGGUGCCCUUAUCUACAGGACAAGUGGUGAAGAUUGCCCCAUUCUCAGACCUAGUAUAGAGGAUGAAACUCUGGAAAACAGACCGAGUAGCAGAAUAGAUAUGAUGCUCCAGUCAAAUCUUUGUUCUGCAUCCAACAGUGAUGACGAGUUGACUGUUAUGGAACUUCUCUCAUCAGUUGGAGGAAAUAUGCCUUGCCAUGCCACACCAAUUUCAUCUUGCCAGGAGAAUUCACUGCCAGCCAAAAGAACAAAUGAGACUGGCCCAACAAUUGAAAAACCAGGAGCGACCUCUUGUCCUCCCGUUCUUGAUGAUGUUAUACAUGUUAUAAGGCAUAGUAGCUUCCGUGUUGGCGGUGAGCAGCCGGUGAUGGAAAAAACAGAAAGGGGUGUGGAUGUUGGGGAUUUCAUAAAUGUUGUGAGGGAUGAAUUGGACAUGAGAAACAUGACGACUAGUCCAGUGAACCUUACGUCAUCAAGUUGCUCUGAAGCUUUAAGUUCAAAAUCAAAUGUUUCGGAUUAUGCCGCGGGUGUUAAGGAAACAGAUGUUAGAAACCCCAUUUCCCCAGCGGAGACAUCAGAAAAGGGAACAUUGGAUAUCAAGCCUGAUAGGCAAAGGGCAGAGGCACUUGAAGGACUUCUAGAAUUGUCAGCAGAGUUACUGCAACAGAAUAGAUUGGAAGAGCUGUCAGUUGUUUUGAAGCCUUUUGGAAAAGACAAGGUGUCCCCUAGGGAGACAGCUAUAUGGUUAGCCAAGAGCAUGAAAGGACUGAUGCUUGAGGACUGUCCACGGAAUUCAUGAAUUACUAUUUUUUUUAUCCUUCUCUUUCAAAUAUUCCAGGGUGCCUUUCCAGUGGAUCGGAGCUAAAAGUUCAGUACCAUACCAACAAACCGCUUAGCUGUUGGUAGAGUUCAUGAAUUAUUUAUUUCUGGGGUGAGCUUAGUUUUUUUUUCCACGUUGCCGUUCUAAGUGUUGGCUUCUUAAUUAACCAUUCUUAUGUCUACCAUAUGAACUUUUA